UGUGGUGACUGUGGGGCGGAGGCUUCACAGAGCUGGGGCCUGGAGCCCCGGCCACCCAGCCGGCCUACAGACCAGAGCGAGAGAACUAGCUAGGUUCCGCCCCGGAGCCUGCCCGCCUCCUUUUUAAGCGCCUCCCGCCCAACCUCAGCUCCCUCUGGCUUUGCCACGCUUCUUCCUUCCCCGCCUUCUUGUCUCCCCGACUGCACUGGUUCCUGUGGCCCUCCCGCAGCGCCAGUCCAGGUGCCAUGGCUGCUAUGUACCUCCCCGGUCUGCGGCUUAGCUGGCAUGGGCUGAAGCCCUGGUGCUGGUCACCAUGCCGGAGCAUCCAAACCCUUCGUGUGCUCAGUGGAGAUAUGGGCCAGCUGCCAGCUGCAGUUCGAGACUUUGUGGAGCGCAGUGCCCAUCUGUGCCAACCAGAGGGCAUCCACAUUUGUGAUGGGACUGAGGCUGAGAACACUGCGAUCCUGGCCCUGCUGGAAAAGCAGGGUCUUAUCCGGAAGCUCCCCAAGUAUAAGAACUGCUGGCUGACCCGCACAGACCCCAAGGACGUGGCACGGGUCGAAAGCAAGACGGUGAUUGUAACUCCUUUGCAGCGGGAUGCAGUGCCCCUCCUGGCUGGUGGGGUCCGUGGGCAGCUGGGCAACUGGAUGUCCCCAGAUGAGUUCCAGAGAGCUGUGGAUGAGAGAUUCCCAGGAUGCAUGCAGGGCCGCAUCAUGUAUGUGCUUCCAUUCAGCAUGGGUCCCGUGGGCUCUCCACUGGCCCGCAUUGGAAUACAGCUCACUGACUCAGCUUAUGUGGUGGCAAGCAUGCGUAUUAUGACCCGCCUGGGGACACCUGUACUCCAGGCCCUGGGAGAUGGUAAAUUCAUCAAAUGUCUGCAUUCCGUGGGCCAGCCCCUGACCGGGCAUGGGGAUCCUGUGGGCCGGUGGCCAUGCAAUCCGGAAAAAACCCUGAUUGGCCACGUGCCAGACCGGCGGGAGAUCGUCUCCUUCGGCAGCGGCUAUGGUGGUAACUCCUUGCUGGGCAAGAAGUGCUUUGCCCUGCGCAUCGCCUCUCGCCUGGCCAGGGAUGAGGGCUGGCUGGCAGAGCACAUGCUGAUUUUAGGCAUUACCAACCCUGCAGGGAAAAAGCGCUAUGUGGCAGCUGCUUUCCCCAGUGCCUGUGGCAAGACCAAUAUGGCUAUGAUGCAGCCUGCAUUGCCAGGCUGGAAAGCAGAGUGUGUGGGGGAUGACAUUGCCUGGAUGAGGUUUGACAGUGAAGGUCAACUCCGGGCCAUCAACCCUGAAAAUGGCUUCUUCGGGGUGGCUCCUGGCACCUCCACCACCACCAAUCCCAAUGCCAUGGCCACAAUCCAGAGUAACACUCUUUUUACCAAUGUGGCUGAGACCAGUGAUGGUGGUGUGUAUUGGGAAGGCAUUGACCAGCCUCUUCCACCUGGUGUCACCGUAACAUCCUGGCUGGGAAAGCCCUGGAAACCUGGUGACAAGGAACUCUGUGCACAUCCAAACUCUCGCUUCUGUGCCCCGGCUCGCCAGUGCCCCAUCAUGGACCCAGCCUGGGAAGCACCAGAGGGUGUCCCUAUUGAUGCCAUCAUCUUUGGAGGCCGCAGACCCAAAGGAGUACCUCUGGUGUUCGAGGCCUUCAGCUGGCGUCAUGGGGUCUUUAUAGGUAGCGCCAUGAGCUCUGAGUCCACUGCAGCUGCUGAACACAAAGGGAAGAUCAUUAUGCAUGAUCCCUUUGCCAUGCGGCCUUUUUUUGGCUAUAACUUUGGGCACUACCUGAAACACUGGCUGAGCAUGGAGGAACACAAAGGAGCCCGGUUGCCUCGCAUCUUCCAUGUCAACUGGUUCCUGCGUGAUGAAGCAGGCCGCUUCCUGUGGCCAGGCUUUGGGGAGAAUGUCCGUGUGCUAGACUGGAUCUGCCGACGAUUAGAAGGAGAAGACUGCGCCCAGGAGACUCCCAUUGGGCUAGUACCGAAGGAAGGAGCCCUGGAUCUCAGUGGCCUUAGAGCAAUAGACACCAGUCAGCUGUUCUCCAUCCCCAAGGACUUCUGGGAAAAGGAAGUUUGUGAUAUUAGGAGCUACCUGACAGAGCAAGUCAAUCAGGAUCUGCCCACAGAGGUGUUGGCUGAGCUUGAGGCCCUGGAAGGACGCCUGCAAAGAAUGUGACCUGAGGCUCUAGGCCAACAAGAGCACAGCACCCCUUUCUGGAUAGAGCACUCCCAGACUCAUAGAAAACAUGAACAACUUGACAUUAAAAUGUGUGAGUGCUGAGAGGCCAGGCUACAGACCUCCUCCCACUCUGUCUGAUAAGAAAUGCACAUUUUUUUUUAAUGCAUCCAUGUUUUCACUUCCCCUUUGUCUUCCUAGGCUUCCUUCUAAUAUUGGUCUGGCUCACAUAGUAGGAAGUUCUGGAAGAAGAAAUAUAGCCUGGUAUGGUGAUACAUGCCUUUAGUCCCAGAAGCAGCCUGACCUCUGGGAUUCUGAGACCUGCCUGACCUCCAUAGCAAGUGCCAGGCCAAUCAGGGCUGCAUAGUAAGACCAAAUCUCAAAAAAAAAAAAAGCAGCCAUAACUUAGUGUUGGUUAGGAUUCUUGUCCCACACGGACAUGCAAAGGCUUCCUCAAAAGACAGCGCUCCAGUGCCGAAUCCAGUGUUUGUUUCCUCCCACCUGACUGGAACCAAGAACAGCACUUUUUUCUUUACUUGAGACAAGGCCUCAUGUAGCCUGGGCUGGCUUCAAACUCACUGUACAGCUAAAGAUAGCCUUGAACUCCUGAUCCCCUUGUCUCUACCUUCUGACAAGCAUGCUACUAAGGCCAGCUAGACAACUAACAUUUCUGGAGCACUAUCUGAUGAUAGGCACUGCUUUAGGCAUAUUAUGAAAGUACCAAGCCGGGCGGUGUGGCCCACACCUGUGAUCCCAGCACUCUGGGAGACAGAGGCAGGUGGAUCUCUGAGUUCCAGGCCAGCCACCGCUACAAAGAGAAACCCUGUCUCAAAAAAAAAAAAAAAAAAAAAAAAAGAGAAAAGAAAA
Meriones unguiculatus (Mongolian gerbil) is the source of this 3035-nucleotide messenger RNA. It is a transcript of the gene Pck2, whose product is annotated as phosphoenolpyruvate carboxykinase 2, mitochondrial. Bases 246 to 2168 code for a protein of 640 amino acids. The record is from RefSeq and is a predicted model, not a curated record. Gene Ontology annotation, molecular function: manganese ion binding; GTP binding; phosphoenolpyruvate carboxykinase (GTP) activity. Gene Ontology annotation, biological process: gluconeogenesis; cellular response to insulin stimulus; hepatocyte differentiation. Gene Ontology annotation, cellular component: cytosol. NCBI's taxonomy places the organism in Eukaryota, Metazoa, Chordata, Mammalia, Rodentia, Muridae. The transcript has 10 exons.